Molecule: messenger RNA, 1269 nt
Organism: Linum trigynum
Lineage: Eukaryota; Viridiplantae; Streptophyta; Magnoliopsida; Malpighiales; Linaceae
Source: the annotation of a GenBank genome assembly
UUCCUAAAAGCAACACCCUGACACACAUGUCAAAUUCAACCCUUUUUCUGCAAAUAAUUUUAAGCAUUAAUUUUACUACUAAAGUUGUGGCUAUUAGUACCCAUUAAUAAUUAUACAUACAUUAUAGUCCUCCAAUAAUUUUAAGCAUUAAUUUUACUACUAAAGUACCUUGUUUCGUACCUAUUUAGGUUUAAGUACCCACAUUUUGUUUAAAGUUUGUCCAUUGAAACUAUUUUCUAUGUCCCCAAAAGGCGAAAACACAUCACUAAGGCCAAAACACAUCAACACCUUCAAGCCCAAGAACUGUUGAAAAAGAAUUGGCUCUCCGAUUUCGUUCUACAGAGUUUCUUUUAACGCCUCCUGUCCAAUUUCUUCGUUCUGAGCUUGAAACCACUUCUAGGUUGGUAAAUUUCGUUUUCUUUUGUCUUGGUCUCGGCGGAGAUACCAUAUCGGCAAAGGGAAUGGAGAAUUCCCGACAAAUCUGCUUCCAGAUUGCCGGCCAGUUCCACGGUGUUGAAGGGGUUUUACUGGAUUGGCACAAACAUCUAGGGCAGACUGUGAGGGACAAAAUUGAUUGCUAUUGCUGGGAGAUGUCACAAAAUUGGAACGAUGAUGAAUUCGAUACUCUGUUGUACUCCUCGAGAAGCCUCUCCUCAAAUUCCUUGGUUCUCCCUGCCUGCCGCCGCCGGAAACCUCAUCGCCGUGAAAAUCAUGAUUCCGGGAGGAAACCAAGAGGAGGCGAAAUCGGAAGCUCGUCGUCGAAGAAACGCAUCGCCAAAGCUAUCGAAAGGCUGUCAUGGACAUAAUCGAUGAAAACUUCUUCUUUGAAAUUCUCUCAGUCGUUUGGUCACCGAAAUUCACUCUGCCUCUGCUUUUCCUUUUGUCUCUUCUUCGGUCUCUCAAUCACAUAUUAUCUGGCUGAUGCUCUAGAGAGCCCGAUUUCACCCGGUCCUUUAGCAGUCUGCAGAAACAUAAAAUUGUUAGAUAUUAGGGUGUUGGAGAGAUUGACGGCAUGUGGAAGAAUUGACUGAUCGGUCUUAUUCAUUUUCUGUGCUCAGACGAACGACUAAUCCUCAGCGUCUCCGGCUUGCAUCAACAUAUGUCUAGUUUUUUCACGAUAUUUGUUGAAAUAGGCUAAAAAGGUAAUAAACAAACGCAUCCAUAAUAUGUUAUUCUAUUCAAAUUGUACACAAGAAAAAGGAUCACGUGAAUCAUAACUAUAUUCAAUUUAUGUCUAAACUUUAAGUCGAAUAAUGCAUUAGAUUAGGG